Molecule: messenger RNA, 301 nt
Organism: Dicrocoelium dendriticum
Lineage: Eukaryota; Metazoa; Platyhelminthes; Trematoda; Plagiorchiida; Dicrocoeliidae
Source: the annotation of a GenBank genome assembly
GGGAGUUUCCCUCCGUCUGAAAGGCCGUGUAUACAAGGCCACAGUGAGGGCCGUUCUGCUCUAUGGUAGUGGGACUUGGCCCCUUCGGUCUGAAGAUCUGAGGCGCCUUCAAGUCUUUGAUCAUCGUUGUUUGCGAAGCAUUGCUGGUGUCGGAUGGCACCAGCGUGUCCGCAACGAUGAUGUGCGUAGGCGAGUACUAGGUAGUGAUAAUCAUGCUAGCUCCCUAGAACAACAGAUAGCACUGAAUAAGUUACGUUGGCUCGGGCACGUGCUACGCAUGCCUGGUCACCGCUUACCUAGG